Molecule: messenger RNA, 1932 nt
Organism: Fomitiporia mediterranea MF3/22
Lineage: Eukaryota; Fungi; Basidiomycota; Agaricomycetes; Hymenochaetales; Hymenochaetaceae
Product: P-loop containing nucleoside triphosphate hydrolase protein
Exons: 2
Coding region: 1-1932 (643 amino acids)
Biological process (GO): RNA catabolic process; mitochondrial RNA 3'-end processing
Cellular component (GO): mitochondrial degradosome
Molecular function (GO): hydrolase activity, acting on acid anhydrides; ATP binding; RNA helicase activity
Source: RefSeq, a predicted model, not a curated record
AUGGCUUGGGCGUUGGAGAACCCUCAAGCACGAGAGCUCGCUCCUCCUCCGGUAUUUAGCACUCUCGAGUCUUUACAGAACGCCGUGGACCAUACACAUCCGGAAGAGUGGUACCCGACAGCUCGCAUGCUACGACGAAAAAUUCAUAUGCACGUCGGACCGACGAAUAGUGGGAAAACACAUAAUGCACUACGUGCACUCGCUGCGUCGAGACGUGGUGUCUACGCCUCGCCUCUCCGACUCCUCGCUUACGAAAUCUUCGAUCGACUCAAUAAUGGUCGAAUUGUUCCUCUCGGUGCUGAUCCGUCUGCUCCACCCGAAACGUUCAAGCGACUAUGUAAUCUCGUCACCGGAGAAGAGGUCCGCAUGAUCUCCGAGGACGCUAAUCUACUAAGCUGUACAGUGGAGAUGAUUGAUACGAGCAAACGAUACGAAGUCGCUGUCGUAGAUGAAAUCCAAAUGCUUUCUGAUCCAGAACGUGGCGGAGCUUGGACAGCUGCAGUUCUGGGGUUACACGCAGAGGAAAUCCAUCUCUGUGGAGAAGCAGGGGCAGUUCCACUUGUUCAAGAAAUGCUUAAGGACGUCGGGGACGAGCUCAUAGUACAUCGUUACGAGCGUCUUACACCUCUCACAGUCGCUUCUAAAUCCCUCAAGGGAGACCUAACAAAGAUCCAAAAGGGUGACUGUGUGGUCUCGUUCUCUCGGAGUAUGCUAUUCAGCUUGAAAGAGCAGAUAGAAGAAGCGACGGGUAUGCGAUGUGCGAUUAUUUAUGGACGUUUGCCUCCUGAAGUACGGAGUGAACAAGCCGAACGAUUCAACGACCCUGAUUCGGGGUAUGACGUGCUCGUUGGGAGCGAUGCCAUAGGCAUGGGUCUGAACUUGAAAAUCAAACGCAUAGUCUUCGAAAGCUCCCAAAAAUGGGACGGAACGAACCAACGCGCCCUCUCCCUCUCCCAACUCAAACAAAUCGCAGGCCGAGCAGGCCGUUUCGGCAUGCACGGCACAGACACCGACCCAGGUGGAGUCGUCACAACCAUACACGAACGAGACCUCCCAACAGUCCGCAAAGCCGUCGAAUCCCGCUCCGUACCCGUCUCAAAACGCGCGAUCUUACCAACAACACAAAACAUGUUCCACUCUCUCGAACAACUCGUCCGUCCACAAAAACAAAAACAAACUAAAUUCAGUGCUGUUUUUGAUAUUCUUCGGAGUACGGCGAGACUUGCGCCUUGUUAUGCGUUACGAGAUUUGGGGAAGAUGGCGGAGGAUGUUGUACCUGUGAUUGAUACGUAUUGUAAAGAUUUUACGCUUGAGGAGAGGUUGAGAGUUUUUUUGGCACCUGUGAUUUGGAGAGAUGGAGCGGUGAAGAUGGCUGCGAAGAGGUUUAUUAAUUCGUAUAGGAAGGAGAUGCAUGUUAAGCUGUUUGAAUGUCUUCGUGGGGUUGGGCUACUUGAAGCGCGGGACUUUGUACGAGAUGCACGGGCGAAGGAAGCUUCAUCCAAAUCCUCCUCCUCCUCCUCCUCCUCCUCCUCUGAGGGUGUUCCGCCAUUGAAGAUCGACACGCUGUUGAAGUUGGAGUCGUUGUAUAGGGUUGUGGUGGUGUAUAUGUGGUUUAGUUUGAGGUUGCCGUUGGCGUUUCCUGAGAGGGAGAGGGCUGUGAAGUUGAAAGAGGAGGUGGAGGAGGGGAUUGAGUGGACGUUGCAGAGGAUGCAGGCGAUGGCUAUGCAGGGGAGGGUCGAGGAUGACGAGGAGGGGCUCGGAGAGAGCGAGAGUGAGGAGAAGGACGUUUUGGAUGAUGAAAUUAUGGAAGAACAGCUGGAGGAUGAAUAUGAAGAUGAAGAUGAAGAUGGCGAUGAGGAUGAAAGUGGGGAUGAAGCAGUUGUUGUGAGGUCGAGGUCUAAGGAGGCAUCUGGAGUAGCGUUCACAGUAUAA